GUUUUAGCUUCCUUCUCCGCUGGCAUUUCCGUGAGUUCAUCAAACCCUCUCUCUACUCCGUCGAAAAUGGUGAAGGGUCGUCAAGGCGAGCGUAUCAGACUCUACGUCAGGGGAACUAUUCUCGGUUACAAGAGGUCGAAGUCGAACCAGUAUCCAAACACCUCUUUGAUUCAGAUCGAAGGUGUUAACACGAAGGAGGAGGUAGCAUGGUACCAGGGAAAGCGUAUGGCGUACAUCUACAAGGCCAAGGUCAAGAAGGAUGGUUCACACUAUCGCUGCAUUUGGGGAAAGGUCAUUAGGCCUCAUGGUAACAGUGGUGUCGUGAGAGCUAAGUUCAAGUCCAAUCUGCCCCCCAAAUCCAUGGGAGCUAGGGUUAGGGUGUUCAUGUACCCAAGCAACAUCUGAAGUACUUUCACUGUCUUUGAAUGCUUCAAACUAUGCUUCUUAGAAUUUGGGUUUGAAUGUAGGGCUUGCCUAUAUAAUGAUUUUUUGGGUGUUAAAUAUUAUGAUAUGAUGCAUAUAAUGUAUCUCUCUUCUUGUUGAUUGUUCUCAAAAGAAUUUAUUGUAUAUAAUGCCCAUUGCCUGGAGUGUGACUUCACUGAUCAGAACUUAACACCUGUGUUUUUUGCUGGUCGAAUAUGAUUCUUUGCACAUUCAAACAGUUUUAUAGCUAAGAGAUGACAUCCUUAAUUUGAAAGAUAAAUAUGAUUGUCUUAUGAGGCACAACAAUUUGAACUACCUCUGCUAGAACAUGUCCUAGUCUAGUAGCUAAAGAUGUGAAAACCUGUUUUUUACACUAUUUUGGAGAAUGAUGGACUUGGAGUGAUUUUAGAUAACUACGCUCCUGAGUAGUAAGCCCAUCCAUAGAUGAGUGCUCUCCCAUUCCAAUUUAGCAUGGAUUAUUUGCCUUGCGUAGUUGGAUCUAGAUGAAAUAUAUGUUUGUGCACAUAUUUUUUCACAAUUGCCAAUAACAACAAAAAUGGGUCUAUAUCACUUUACAUGGCAUCUACAAUUUAAUAACACAAUGUACAUGAGCCUGCCUUUAGUAUUAUUUCUCUAGAUGCCAUAUUUCAUGUGUCAUGUGUAUCUGAGUUUUAUCUGUUACUUAGCGCACCGUGUCUUCUUUAUGUGUUUUGAGUUGGUUUCUGAUUUUUAUGUUUUCUCCCCAUGCAGUGACCUCAGAAAGUAGAAGACAGAUUGAAGUCAAUGGUGACUUGAUAUGAUUUUAAGGCCUGAACAAAGCUA
Ilex paraguariensis (yerba mate) is the source of this 1245-nucleotide messenger RNA. Lineage: Eukaryota; Viridiplantae; Streptophyta; Magnoliopsida; Aquifoliales; Aquifoliaceae. The record is from the annotation of a GenBank genome assembly.